Fusarium tjaetaba is the source of this 2142-nucleotide messenger RNA. RefSeq lists its product as uncharacterized. The record is from RefSeq and is a predicted model, not a curated record. NCBI's taxonomy places the organism in Eukaryota, Fungi, Ascomycota, Sordariomycetes, Hypocreales, Nectriaceae. The transcript has 2 exons. The coding region runs from base 1 to 2142 and encodes 713 amino acids.
AUGGUCAUGUCAGAAUCUAACCCCGGCUUCCGCGACUCAAAUUUGCCCACCACACGGGAACCUCAUUCUGUCAGCGAUAGCUCAAGGGCUCGUGGUCGUACCAUUUUUAGACCACGACGAUCUGUACGUGUAAGGUACCAGAGCACAAACCAGCAACAUCAUGGCCAUAGAUCGAGUUCAUCACCACCCGAUGCAACUUCAUAUAUAACAAGCCCAACCAAACAGCCUAGUCACGUUCAAGAAGCGAACGACGGCGCCGUGGAAAUGGACUACAAUGGUGAAGCAGACUGGAUGGAUGAAUUUGAGCCUGGUUCCGCCGCCUCUGGACCAGGAAAGCAACACAAGAGUUUGCCUACUCGCGACAGACGGCCAAGACGUGAUGUAUCUUCGAGAUCCCAGCAUCUCUCCAAAGACGACUCGGUACCUUCAAAGGAAGCUCAUAGAAAUGUCAGUCCCUUGCAUAUGUCCGAGCUCGGUGGCUCAACACCCCCGAGAAAAGUGUCUCGUUCGACUCUCAAAGGCCACCUAUCCGAGAUGGAGGCAGACGCAUGUCCUGCACCGUUGCACAGUCAUGCUGCGGAUGUCUUCAGCAACAGUUCUGUUGCACAAGGUCACCAGAAUAUAAACGACGAACUCGUGGAGGCCAUUUCGAGAAAUAUAGCCCAGCAACUACAGAUGCUAUCAAUCAACAACACAAGCGUUCAUGGACAAAGUGGCACCCAACGGCCAAGUUCCCGGACCUCGGAUAGCCUCGAAAACGAGUCGAGAACCCCAAGCCGGAUGGAAGCUCUGAAUAGAUUCACUCAAGAGCUGCAGAGAUAUGCUGAGCAGGCAGGUGCAAAAGGCAGGCUGCCGAUACCUACUCCGACCCCACCGCGUUCCUGCACAAGCCUUCAUACGAUAGCAGCUCUUCUACCCUUUCGUUCUGAGUUUAAGGCUGCCGGUCUUGCGAUUACUUCAAAAGAUCAAAAGAAACGUUCCUCCCACCGGUCUCCUGUUGGUAAACAUAGAGCGAUAAUGAACCAAGCACCACCGUCUCGUGUCGAACAACAGCAUAUCCUCCAAAUGGAUGGCCACGCAGGGUGUCCCAAAUCCCUCAACGAGAAGGCUCUAACAGGACCUACGGCCAAGCUUCCCAGACCACGAAUGCAUACAUAUCCCGAAUGGCCCGCUGUCACAUCUUUGGAGAGAAGGGCGAAUCAGCGGAAGAACCUCGACGAACGGAAGACGAAAUCGACUUCUCCAGCAGUACGAAGCGCACCAAAGGCGAAGCAAGCAAACCGGGCUUUUUUCACUGGGCGAGGGACACCUAUGAUCGGCUCGAGCGUGUCCUUGGAAUCAGCAGUUCAGGAUAAUGCUGGCCCAUCUUCAAAUAAACACCACCCUUGUGCAAAGAAUGGCAUUUAUCCAAACAGAAAUUGUAGCCAAGGAAACGAAGAGGAGAGCCCAUGCAUCAGACCAGUGCAGACCUCGAGAGAUAUCAAGCAGUCCGCAAUGGUGCAACCUCACCCCAGAAGCCGCCAUAGCUUAAAUGCUGAUAUUGUUGUCCCACAGCAAUUACAUGCCACAAGAAAGUCCAGCAAACCUUUGCCAGAACUCCCCCACUCAGAUCUGUCAUCAACAGCUACAGAACAAAGCUGCAGAUUGUCUGUGGGAGAUGUCUCACCAUCUACUUCGAAGAAGGACUUCCUUGAUAAAGAGAAAGCAAAUGUAACAUCGGACAGGAGAAUCGAGUAUGGAAGCCCUUCCAUACCACCAAAUCAUGUUACUGUCUGUUCACGAGGCUUUUCUGGUCGAAAGAUUGGACGACCAAACGUACCAAAGCGAACAUCAUCCAUUCGAAGUCUUCGAGCAGCCAAUCAAGAUUAUGACCAGGAUGGAGUCCUAGAUCGCGAUGUGCUAAGGGGUCUUCAUAUUGCAUCGUCGGCAGCUUGCAAUGAGCAGAUUGAUUCAUUCAUCCAUGAGAAGACUGGCCUACACAUCCGACAAUUUCUGGCUGAUCUCAUGCCGCUUGAGAGUCUGGGCAACGAACCAGUGCGGGAAUCGAAGGAAGAAAGGUCGAAGAGAAGGCGGGCAGACAUCAGGGAGGUGAAGCGACGAGUGAGGAAAUCUCGACAGAUGAGAGAACGCGCCAUGGUCUGA